AUGCCCGCUGUGUACGCAGCCCUGGAGGAUCGGGCGGCCCACAUGGCCCCGCACCUUGCCCAACGCAGUCUAAGCGUGAAUCAUACACAGUCCGUUACGCUGGGGAUUAUGGCAGUCUAUGUGGUUGUUAUCGCUAUCCUAUGGAACGUACCAUAUCUUCGUUACUCACUCUGGCCCUUCAAGAUGUUGGUUAUUGCGUUUCACGAAUUCGGUCAUGCGAUCACAGCCUGCUGCACUGGCGGAAGAGUCGAGUCAAUCUCACUUGAUCCUCAUGAGGGCGGAGUUACGCAUAUGCGUGGAGGAAUGUCCGCUAUUACCUUGCCAGCUGGGUACCUAGGCUCAUCUAUUAUUGGCGCUCUCCUGAUCUUUGCUGGUUUUGAUAUCGUGGCUAGCAAAGUUGCUAGUUUUGUCUUGGGAGUCUGUUUCCUGUUGACCAUGUGGUGGGCGCGUAAGGAUUGGUUGACUAUCAUGACCAUUUUCAUUGCGAUCGGCCUGCUUGUGGCAUGCUGGUUCAUUGCACAUGCUGAGGCCUUGAGGUGGUUCGUGCUUUUUAUUGGCGUUAUGUCUUCUCUUUACAGCGUGUGGGAUAUUUGUGACGACCUUAUCCUUCGCAAAGUCAACAGUUCCGAUGCCAGUGUCUUCGCCAAGAAAUAUGGAGGAUCUUCUCAAUGCUGGGGUGUUAUUUGGUCUAUCAUCUCUCUAUGCUUUAUGGCCAUUGGGAUUAUUGGUGGAAUUGCCGCAUUCCCAGAGUCCUUCAGCCAGCAGGAGAAGGACUCGGAUAAAUUUAUUCCCACUUUCAAGCUCUAA
This is a messenger RNA of Penicillium malachiteum, 807 nucleotides long. RefSeq names its product M50 family metallopeptidase. The record is from RefSeq and is a predicted model, not a curated record. The coding region runs from base 1 to 807 and encodes 268 amino acids. The transcript has 4 exons. Lineage: Eukaryota; Fungi; Ascomycota; Eurotiomycetes; Eurotiales; Aspergillaceae.